UGUUGUAACUAUGCAACUGUUGGAAAAAUUGAAAGUAAAACCUGAAAGGUCUUCAAUAAUUAAAAUGAUCAGUGUUCAUGGUGAAAGCAAAAGGGCACUAGGUGAAAUUUCAAACUUCCCUUUCAAUGUAGAAGGUAGUGAAAUUCCUAUGAAUGUAGUUGUAACUGAUGCAAACUCUUACCAGGUCUUGGAUCAAUUAUAUGACUUUGAGGAAAACCAAUUAACAUCUUCUUUGAAUGAGGAGCUACUAUCUGAUUCUAUGGAAAAUAAUUCAACAUUUUCUUUGAAUGAAACAAUAAUUCAUAUUGAGGAUCAAUCAUCAAGCUCUUUGGAAAAUCAAAUAACUUCUUUGAAUAAAUUAAUAGUUAAUGAGGAUCAAAUUGAAUAUACUUUUAAUUCUUUGGAAAAUCAAUUGGAUCAAACAUCUAAUGAGGACAAGGAACCACCUGAAUGUCAUUAUAAUUCAGUGGAAAAUUAUUUAACAAUCUAUUUUGAUGAAAUGGAAAAUAAUGAGGCUGAUAAAACUCAAAUUGAAAACUUGGACAAGGAAAACUUGAAGGAUUCAAUUCAAAUCAUCAAAUUUGAUAGGAAAACAUCUAUUUGGAACUCUGAUGAAUUCAAAGGAACAUAUUUGAUGAAUUUCAAUAUUGAAAAUAUUUUAACAAUGGGACAAAAAUAUUAUAAUUCUUUAUUUAAAGGAAAGGAAUCUUUAUGGACUAAUCAUGAAAGGAUAACAAGUGAAGGCACUGUUGUCUUGUCAACAAAUCCAAGGACUUUUCCUUCAAGGUUGGAAAAACAAAAGGAAAUUAUGAUGAUUUCUAUCAGGAAGGCUAUAUUAUGGGAGAUCAAAUUCCUAUAUAUCAAUGUUAUAUAG
Messenger RNA from Acaulospora morrowiae, 874 nucleotides. The record is from the annotation of a GenBank genome assembly. NCBI's taxonomy places the organism in Eukaryota, Fungi, Glomeromycota, Glomeromycetes, Diversisporales, Acaulosporaceae.